Molecule: messenger RNA, 1554 nt
Organism: Theileria equi strain WA
Lineage: Eukaryota; Apicomplexa; Aconoidasida; Piroplasmida; Theileriidae
Exons: 2
Coding region: 1-1554 (517 amino acids)
Biological process (GO): attachment of GPI anchor to protein
Cellular component (GO): GPI-anchor transamidase complex
Source: RefSeq, a predicted model, not a curated record
AUGAUGAAAUCGCAACGUAUGCUCAUUAUUUUCUAUUAUCUGCUAGCCCUUACGAUUCUAUAUACAAAGUAUGUCUCAAUAUUGAAGAAUGAACGUCAGCCUCUGAACAGUUCGCGGAUUGAAGCUCUAGUUCAUGAGCCUUUGGUGACUGUGAAAGAGACCUGUAUAAUUCAUCACCAAAAUGACGAAUAUUUUGAGGAAAUUGCACAAAUUAUCGGUAAGAUGCUCUCAGAGAAUGGCAUAAAGCCCGAGUUUGAGAGCUUUAGCAAAGUUCCAUGGGAUACACGAACUGAAAAGUCACAGACAACCAAAAGAGAAUACUCGAUAGUUUUAAUUCACGGAGAUGCUGAACGUGAUUUAAACUUUGAAUGUACAGUAAAGGGUGGUAAUACCUUGGUAUUUACAAUAUAUAAGGAGCUGUCAGACUCCGUUGCUGAUCGUAUCUACAACUUGACUCACAGGUUGUUUUUCAAGGAUUUGGAAAAGGGUGGUAAGGAUAAAUUUGUUGGUUUAAAUAUAAACUUUAUUCUACUGAGUAGUGUUGCCCGUUGGGAUAUUAAAAGGCAAAUUUUAGAACCUUUUAUGAACAAGGUUAUUGACGUUUUAUCACUCCUUUAUGAUGUGAAUGUACAUGGAAAACAAGUAAAUUUUGACAUUUCUUCAUUUUUGGAGGAUCCAACUGAGGUUUCGGCCCUGGAUCUGCAAAAGGAGGGUCAUUUAUUCUACAAUUUUAUAGAAGGGAUUCCUAAUGUAGACGUUUCACUUGAUGAUUCUCAUGCAUUCAGAGAAAAUCUAAACUUUUUUGCACUUGUUCCUGAAGAUAGAUUUUAUAUUCAUGAUUCAGUUUCUAAAAAUGAUAGGUCUUCAUUCAUGAUUGAGAGGUUGGGAAUAUUCACUAUACUAAACAGAGAAUUUAAGGAGGAAGCAACUUCUCAAGAUGCUACGCCAGAGGAAGACUCUGCUGUAGAAACAGCUAAAAAUCAUUUAGUUCCAUUGACAGAUGACGAAGUAAAGGAGUUAGUCUCAGCCUGGACCACUUACAUACGUAAAAUGUUUGGACUACCUCCUAGCUUAAGCGAGUACAUUUUUAGCCUAUGCGAAGAAACUGAUCUAGUAUAUGGCUUUAAAGUAGUGGGUAAAGAUGUAGAGUUCAGGCUGGCGUUUGAGUCUCCUGAACAUGCGGCUUUUUACGACUUUGAGGUUGGUAAACUGUUGAAAAGAUUCCAAAAGAUACGCACUGUAAAGAGUAUAGAGAAUUUACAAACCAUUGAAUCACUCUCCAAAAUACAUUUCAUGACUCAAAUUACACAAAUUGUCAGAGAAUAUACAGAGGAUGCCAUGAAUGCGCUGGAACGUGUGAUUAGCGGAGAUAGCAGAAGCAUACAACUCUCUAAAUUUGCGUACAAGCAAACUCUAGAGGCGCUAGGAGACGAUGAAAUGUACUACAAGAACAUCUUAUCAAUCGAGCAUCUCUUUGCCGUACUCAUGUGUGAUGUCUUCCCCUUUGCGUUUCCAACGCUAGUCGCACUAAUAAAGCAUCUACGUAGCAGAUAA